AUGACAUUCGCAACUGUCCAAAAAACAUCACGCGUUGCUGACACAUGCUAUGCACCCCAACUCCGGCAGCUGCAAGAGCACGAUCUUGAUCUCGGCUUGCCCGUCGAGGAACAUCGGGAUCGGGUCCGGCGAAUAUGGCAGGGGUGGCUGGCAGCCGGGUCUGCAGGCGUUGAGCCAGCGCAGCGUCUGGGCCGCAUGCUUGACGCUUUUGCGGGUCGUCGGAGCAUUGCUACACGACGCGCGAUCAGUCAUGGAAGGUUUAGGAUAGCCGUUGACGCUGAAGCACAGCGUGGACAAGCAACCCCAACACAAACAGGACUGAGUAUUGGCAACCAAAAGCGAUUGGGGGAUUGGGGGUGCGUGACACGUCGCUGGGCACGUCGCACGGCCCUACUCUUCUUGGUCUCUUCUGUUAUCUGUCGGCCAGUCGAAGUGCUAGGAGGCUCUGGAAAAGGACAAAAAGGCUCUAAGCUCUAG
This is a messenger RNA of Pseudovirgaria hyperparasitica, 477 nucleotides long. RefSeq lists its product as uncharacterized. The transcript is spliced from 2 exons. The coding region runs from base 1 to 477 and encodes 158 amino acids. NCBI's taxonomy places the organism in Eukaryota, Fungi, Ascomycota, Dothideomycetes, Acrospermales, Acrospermaceae. The record is from RefSeq and is a predicted model, not a curated record.